This is a messenger RNA of Hippopotamus amphibius kiboko, 1911 nucleotides long. RefSeq names its product poly(A)-specific ribonuclease PARN-like. The transcript is spliced from 24 exons. The record is from RefSeq and is a predicted model, not a curated record. Gene Ontology annotation, biological process: nuclear-transcribed mRNA poly(A) tail shortening. The coding region runs from base 16 to 1911 and encodes 631 amino acids. NCBI's taxonomy places the organism in Eukaryota, Metazoa, Chordata, Mammalia, Artiodactyla, Hippopotamidae. Gene Ontology annotation, molecular function: RNA binding; poly(A)-specific ribonuclease activity; metal ion binding. Gene Ontology annotation, cellular component: cytoplasm; nucleus.
UGGCUGCUCUGCAGAAUGGAGAUAAUCAGGAGCAAUUUUAAGAGUAAUCUUCACAAAGUGUACCAGGCCAUAGAGGAGGCAGACUUCUUCGCCAUCGAUGGGGAGUUCUCAGGAAUCAGUGAUGGACCUUCAGUCACCGCAUUAACAAAUGGAUUUGACACUCCGGAAGAAAGGUAUCAGAAGCUUAAAAAGCAUUCCAUGGACUUUUUGCUGUUUCAGUUUGGCCUUUGCACUUUUAAGUAUGACUACACAGAUUCAAAGUAUAUAACAAAGUCUUUUAACUUCUAUGUUUUCCCGAAACCCUUCAAUAGAGCCUCACCAGAUGUCAAAUUUGUUUGUCAGAGCUCAAGCAUUGACUUUCUAGCAAGCCAAGGAUUUGAUUUUAAUAAAGUUUUCCGCAAUGGAAUUCCGUACUUAAACCAGGAAGAAGAAAGACAGUUAAGAGAGCAGUACGAUGAGAAACGUUUACAGUCCAAUGGUGCAGGCGCUCUGUCAUAUGUGUCUCCUAACACUUCGAAAUGUCCCGUGACAAUUCCUGAGGAUCAGAAGAAGUUUAUUGACCAAGUGAUAGAGAAAAUAGAAGAUUUAUUACAAAGUGAAGAAAACAAGAACUUGGAUUUAGAACCAUGUACUGGGUUCCAAAGAAAACUAAUUUAUCAGACUUUGAGCUGGAAGUAUCCCAAAGGCAUUCAUGUUGAGACUUUAGAAACUGAAAAGAAAGAGCGCUAUAUCGUUAUCAGCAAAGUAGAUGAAGAAGAGCGUAAAAGAAGAGAGCAGCAGAAACACGCUAAGGAACAGGAAGAACUGAAUGAUGCUGUGGGAUUUUCUAGAGUCAUUCACGCCAUUGCUAAUUCGGGGAAACUUGUCAUUGGACACAACAUGCUCUUGGAUGUCAUGCACACAGUUCAUCAGUUUUACAGCCCUCUGCCCAUGGACUUAAAUGAGUUUAAGGAGAUGACAACAUGUGUUUUCCCCAGACUUUUGGAUACAAAAUUGAUGGCCAGCACACAGCCUUUCAAGGAUAUUAUUAACAACACAUCCCUUGCGGAGCUGGAAAAGCGGUUAAAAGAGACACCUUUCAACCCUCCUAAAGUUGAAAGUGCAGAAGGUUUUCCAAGUUAUGACACGGCUUCUGAACAGCUGCACGAGGCAGGCUAUGAUGCUUAUAUCACAGGACUGUGUUUCAUCUCCAUGGCGAACUACCUAGGUUCCUUUCUUAGUCCUCCAAAGAUUCACGUGUCUGCCAGGUCAAAACUCAUCGAACCUUUUUUUAACAAGUUAUUUCUUAUGAGAGUCAUGGAUAUCCCAUAUCUAAACUUGGAAGGACCAGACUUGCAGCCUAAACGCGAUCAUGUCCUCCAUGUGACAUUCCCCAAAGAAUGGAAAACCAGCGACCUUUACCAGCUUUUCAGUGCCUUUGGUAACAUUCAGAUAUCCUGGAUUGAUGACACGUCAGCAUUUGUUUCUCUCAGCCAGCCUGAACAAGUACCAAUUGGGAAGACAGCACACAGCCAGUGUGGGACUGGGUGCCGUGGAGGAGAUGACUUAGCCUUGCCAUUUGAGGAUUUUUCUGGAGGGUCAGGUGCUGUGGUGGACGCCCAGGGCGUGCGUCAGCUCUUGCACAGAAUCCGCAACACUGAGAACGGCACCGCCUUCCUCCUGGCCUUCCCCAGCUGCUCCCCGGCCUUGUUCUCCUCACAGCUUGGAAACAGGAGGCAGAUGGAUCAGUCCGAGGCGGGGAAGCUAGCAGCACAGACAGCUGCUGAUGGUGGGGCCGACCCUGGGCCACGUGCUGCUCCAGGAGGGCGAGGCGACCACUGCGCUGGGGACAGCCCACGUCGCUGGAACUCCUGCCACGGCUGUUUCCGCUACGCGAUGGUGCCAAGUUCCCACUGUCACAAAAGAGAGUAG